Molecule: messenger RNA, 1650 nt
Organism: Lolium rigidum
Lineage: Eukaryota; Viridiplantae; Streptophyta; Magnoliopsida; Poales; Poaceae
Product: proline-rich receptor-like protein kinase PERK1
Exons: 8
Coding region: 1-1650 (549 amino acids)
Biological process (GO): protein phosphorylation
Molecular function (GO): ATP binding; protein kinase activity
Source: RefSeq, a predicted model, not a curated record
AUGCCAUCAUUCCCUCCACCUUCUUCCACAACACCGCCAUCCCGUGUCACUCCUGCUCCUCCUGGCAUCACCCCGUCACCCCCAAGCGGCGGCAUCCCGAACUCGCCACGUUCGUUUGUCAUACCCCCGUCGUCAUCGCCACUGCCCUCGCCGUCGCACUCACACACGUCCAAGGCAGUGAUCGGCAUCUCCGUUGCCUCGGCAGUGGUGGUGAUCGGCCUCGUGGCCGGGCUGAUCUACUGCUUCGUGGGGAAGCGACGCCGUCAGCGUCGCCGCGGCCGCCGUCCGCCACCGGACUCAUCAGGCAAUCCCUACAACCAGCGACUACCGGUGGUGUCGUCGCGCCAGCAACGGCAACCGCCACACACCUCGUCGGCGCCCCUAUCAUACAUAACGUACGCACCACGUGCCGCCGCCGCCUCGUCGUCGUGGCACAGCAGCGCCGCCGUCGCGUCCGACCCGCCACCACCCCAGCAUCCCGCCGUCAAGGGCGGCACGGUGUCGUACGCGGACCUCGCGGCGGCGACGGGCGGGUUCUCGGAGGCAAACCUGCUGGGGCAGGGCGGGUUCGGGCACGUGUACCGCGGCGAGCUGGGCAACCGAGAGGUGGCCAUCAAGCGGCUCCGGCCGGGCAGCGGGCAGGGCGACCGCGAGUUCCGCGCCGAGGUGGAGAGCAUCGGCCGCGUCCACCACCGCCAUCUCGUCUCCCUGCUCGGCUACUGCGUCCACGACCAGCAGCGCCUCCUUGUCUACGAACACGUCUCCAACCACACCCUCGAGUUCCACCUCCACGGGGACGGGCAGACGCUGGACUGGGAGCGGAGGUGGAAGAUCGCGCUCGGGUCGGCCAAGGGGAUAGCCUACCUGCACGAGGACUGCCAUCCUAAGAUCAUCCACCGCGACAUCAAGGCCGCCAACAUUCUACUGGAGGACAACUUUGAGCCCAAGGUUUCGGACUUUGGGCUGGCCAAGAUCCAAAACGUAGACGACAGCCAUGUUUCGACGCGCGUGAUGGGGACUUUCGGGUACAUGGCGCCGGAGUACACGAACACGGGGAAAAUUACAGACCGGUCCGACGUCUUCUCCUUCGGCGUGGUGCUUCUGGAGAUCAUCACCGGGAUGAGACCUGUCCUCCCCGGCGAGCACGACAAUGACGAGACUCUGGUUUCCUGGGCACGGCCUCUGCUGGCAAAAAAUUUUGAGGAACAAAUCUCCGGCGAGCUGAUCGAUCCAAUGCUUGAAUCCACCUAUGACGCCCACGAAAUGCAGCGGCUGAUCGCGUGCGCGGCCGCCGCGGUGCGCGACACGUCCCGCUCCCGCCCUCGAAUGAGCCAGAUCGUCCGGUACCUGGAGGGCGAGCUGCCGCUGGACGCCCUCAACGCCGGCGUCGAGCCGGGGCAGAGCGAGACGCACGACGACGGCGAGAGGGAGCAGCUGAGGCGGAUGAGGAGGAUGGCGUUCUUCAUGCCGGGCGCCGACAGCGACACGGGCGCCACCGGCAUCGUCAGCGAGGCCACGAGCGAGUACGGCCUGUACGCGUCCAGCUCCAGCAGCGGCGGCGACGACGCGCAGACGACGAACCGGCCGCGCGCAAGCGAGCUCGGCGCCACGAGCAGGCGCACGCGGCCGGGGCGCGCCGGAUUGCUGUGA